Messenger RNA from Ochotona princeps (American pika), 9980 nucleotides. RefSeq names its product zinc finger DBF-type containing 2 (gene ZDBF2). The coding region runs from base 526 to 7392 and encodes 2288 amino acids. The record is from RefSeq and is a predicted model, not a curated record. Gene Ontology annotation, molecular function: zinc ion binding; nucleic acid binding. The transcript has 5 exons. Gene Ontology annotation, biological process: genomic imprinting; epigenetic programming of gene expression. NCBI's taxonomy places the organism in Eukaryota, Metazoa, Chordata, Mammalia, Lagomorpha, Ochotonidae.
UUCCCUGACGUCAAACCUGCAUCAGGGGCUGCAACGCCACAUUGCCCGUGGAUGCCUGCGUGAGCUGGCCAGUCGUGACUUGGAGCCUGCGUCCAGCGAGACGCGCUCCUGCCUCGCUCCCGCUCCUCCCGGCAUGACUGGCCGGGGGCUCGGGCUUCUGGCUCCGAGGCGCGCUGGACGGCUCGGGGAUCCAGGCUCCGCCACGGCACCGGCGUAAGCCGAGCGAGCCCCGAGCGCGAUCCUCGGUCUCCCCGGCGAUCCGGAAGGAAUCGGGGCAGCGUCCCGCGGAGAGAUUGUAUCAGUUGACUUAUUUUCCCCAUAAAUGUGAAGUCAGAAAAUCUAAGGUCCUGAAUAAAAAGUAAUAGUUGGAGAAUUCAUGGAUUUUCAGUAUUCAUAAUGCAGAGAAAACAAGGGUACUGCAGCUACUGCCGAGUGCAGUACAAUAAUCUGGAACAGUUUCCCUUUUCUUCCUAGCAUUUGUUCAGCGCUCAGCACAGAAGCUUGACCAGACAGAGCAGACGUCAAAUGUGUACCAGUAGCUUGAUGGAGCGUUUCUUGCAGGAUGUGCUGCGGCACCAUCCAUAUAACUAUCAGGAAAACAGAUCAGUGCAAAAUGAGAUACCUACGAAUGCCGAUGAAUCACCUGAUCCUGAGCCUUCAAAUGACUGCCUGCCUGAAGAAAACGCUGAGGAUGCUCCUGGACCCAGCAGAGAGAGACCCCCUGAGGGUUCUGACCCUGGAGAAGAGUCAAGUUCCACACCUAGUAAACCUCCGGAACGCGCGGAGGAGGUGUCGGUUCGACCGUCAGUUAUUCAGAAGCUGGAAAAGGGACAGCAGCAGUCCCUGGUGCUUGUUCCUAAAGUUGAGGGUAGUAUGAAAAAGGUUAAUCCAGUAGAUAUCGGCCAACCUACAAAUAAAGGCAAAAACUUAAUUCGACACCCAGUAAUUUGUAACGCUCCCGCUCGUGGUCUGCCUGAAAGUUCUUGUACUAAACCGGUUAUAACUCAAACGACUAGGUCACCAGCAGCAGGCACUUUGGAUUCAGUUAACAAAUGUGACCCAAACAAAGCUGACAAGCAGUCUAAACCACCAGAUGGGGUCUCUAGGAAUCUCAUGUCAUCAUCCAACGUAGACACAUCUGCAGGUUCCCAUGAGAAACACAAAAUAGGACAAUCUUUAUGUACCAAUUUAGAUAAAUUGGUUAUACAGAAGGGCACCAAACCUCAAAGUAAAAUUCUGUCAGGUGGCUUUAAAGCUAUGGGUGCUGAGAGCUCUGCCAGAGCUGAGUCUCCCCCUGAGUUAGCAGGAAACCCAGCAGAGAAGCCGAGUACUGCUGAUAUGCCUGCUAAUGAAGGGAUCAUUGAAGCUGCCACCUCUAGGCAGCCAGAGGAAUGCUGUUCCAGUAUGGAUUGUACUGAGGGAGAAAAGCAUGUGGGUUCUGGCAAGUCAGUGAUCUGGGGACAGAAGGGCUCAGUGAGUACUGAGAUGAAGUCUGAUUGUGACUCUGUGCAGUCAGCAUCUGAGGCUGUACAAGACAUCAGUCUGUGGAAGGAGAAUGAAAUUGACCAGGAAGAUAAGAACAAUGAAUCUAGAGGUUCUGAGAUGAGUCUUGAUUGCGGUGCCUCUUUUCGUUCACUGACUAAUUUAUCUAAAAUGGCUGCCAAAGAAAUAAAUCUUGCAAAGGAAGUACUUGCUGAUUUACAGUAUCAGAAUAUUAAGUGUUGUAUUUCUGCAUUAAGUUAUGGGUGUGAUGACUCUCCUCAGGAGGGCACCAGCCAAUCUCAAGUGAUUGUUAGAGAUUCACAUCUUAAAAAUGCAAAAUCUGUUAGCCUGGUUGACCAAAGCUAUGACUCUAGUGAUUCUGAAAUGAAUUUUGAUUGUGAUGCGUCCUUUCAAACAAUUAAUGACUAUCCCCAGCAGUCUAUGAAAGAGGAAGACCUUCCUCAUGAGGUGCCCAUUGUUUUGGUUGAUAAGAACUAUGGCUCUAGUAGCUCUGAAGUGAGUGAUGAUCUUACUGUCCCACAUCAGUUAGUGGUUGACCGUCCCCCAGUGAUUGUCACAGAAACAGCACGUUGGAAGAAGGCUCAUGUGAGGUUGGUUGAUGAGAGCUAUGGAUCAACUUGUUCUGAAGCAAGUUAUGAUUGUGAUGUUCCUCUUCAGUCAGUGGUUGAUCCUCCCCAAAUGACUGUCAAAGAAAAAAAACCGAAACACAAACACUCUCGCCAGAAAAAGAAGAAGAAGAAAUCCAAGAAGGCGAAAAGACGACUUCCUAACGAUGUACCAUUCGAGGCAGUGGCUGAUGAGCCCCAGAGGGAUCCUGAAGAAAUCAAUCUUCUGAAAGAGAAGAAUGCUGACCUUAUGGAUAUGAACUGUGAGUCUCAUGAUCCUGAGAUGUGUUUUCAUGCUGAUGCUCAAUUAGUGGCUGACCAAUCUCAAGUAGCAGUUAACGAAGUCCACCCACCAAACGUAGAUAAUGACCUAGAGAAUCAGAGUGUUCACUCUAGCAUUUCUAACCUAAGUUUUGAUUCUGAUGCCAUUUUUUAUCAGUCAGUUGAUGAUCAGCCUCAUGGGGCUUUGGGUGAAGUAAAUUUUAAAGAGUUAAAUAUUGACAUGGAACUUAAGAGCUGUGGGUCCUCCACUUCUGAGUUGACUUUUGAUUCUGAUACUCCCCUUCUGUCAGUUUCUAAUAUGAGUCAGCAGGAUGUUGAAAGAAUAAAAGAAGAACGCACUAACCCGGAAGAUGGGAGCUGUGAGUCGAAUAGUUCUGACAUAACUUUUGAGUCCAAUAUUCCUCUUUGCUCAGUAGUUGACCAACCUGGAGUAGCUGUUUAUGAGGCGAAACCUGUUGAACUGGAAAAUAAAAGUAAUGAGCCUUGUGUUUCUGAAAUAACUCUUGAUUCUGAUAUUCCUCUUCAUUCAGGAAAUGAUCAACCUGAAGUAGCUGUUAAAGAAGUAAUCAUUCAGAAAGAAGAGUAUAUACACUUAGAAAGGAAGAAUGAUGAACCCAGUGGUUCUGAAAUAAGUUUGGACUCUAAUAUCCCUCAUCAUUCAGUGAUUAAUUCUCCUAAAGUAGCUGUUAAAAAGCUAAGUCCUCAUAAAGAAGAGCAGGUACCCUUAGAAAAUAAGGAAAAGGAACAUACGAAUUCUGAACUAAGUUUGGGUUGUGGUACUGCUUUUCAUUCUGUGACUGGACAUUCUGAAGAACCCACUGAAGACUUAAACUUUCAGAAAGAAAAGCAGGUACACUCUGUACAUAAAUCUAAUGAAGUAGGUGUUUCUGAAACACGUUUUGGGUCUGUUAUCCCUCUUCAGUCAGUGAUUCAAAAAGCUCAAGGCAUUAUUAAGGAAAAAUGGCUUCAAAAAGAAAGGGCUGCUAAAUUCCAAGAUAGAGGUGCUGACAUUCGUGGUUCUGAGAUAAAUUCAGGUUCUAGUGCUCCUCAUCAUUUAGUGACUGAACCUCAAGAAGUUGGUAAAAAAAAGAAGAGAAAGGAGAAGCAUAUUGAAGAGAAUGACAGUGAUAAAUACAGUGGUUCUGGAGUAAUUGUGAGUCCCAAAGUUUUUCCCUGGUCAGUGAUUGAAAAAUCUCAACUAGCUGUUCUGAAGGAGGACCGUGCAGACCCAAAUGCUGAAAGCACUGAACCCCGAGGUUCUGAAGUAAAUGUACAUACUGAUGUUCCUCUUUGCUCAGUCACUAGCCAAGCUCAGCUAGCCCCUCAAAAUGAAAACCAUGCUGAUCUAAAAGAUAAAAAAAACGGGCAACCUACUGAUUCUAAAAUAAGUUUCAAAUCUGUUGACCCCCAUCAGUCAUUGACUGGACAACCUCGAGAAACAGUAAAAGAAAUUGAUAUAUGGAAUGAAGAGGAUAUUGACUUUAAAAACAAGAUUGAUGAGCCUGCUGGCUCAAAAGUAACACAUGGCUCUGGUGUUUCCCACCCACCUUCAGUUGAUCAACCUCCUGUGACUGUUAAACAAAUAAACCAUGAGAAUAAAGAUGAGAUGUCCUUGGAGAUGAAGAAAAGCCAGAAUAGUUGUUCUGAAAUGAGUUCCCAUUCUACUUUCUCAGUUCCAGCAAUAGUCAUUCAACCUCCAAUGACUUUUUUGAAGCCAGAGCACACAGAGGUGGGAGGAAAACCCAGUCAGUCUCAUGGUUCUGAAAUGAAUUUUGAAUCUGAUGAACCCCAUCAGUCCGUGGGUAAUCACCGUAUGAAAACAGUUAAAGAGGGAAGUUUCUGCACGGGUGAAGUUGGUCGGAAAGAUAAGAAGGAUGAAGUGAAAGGUGUUAGCGUUAUAUGUAGUUCUAGUGUCCUUCAGCCAGUGAUUGGUCAAACUGAAGAAGUAGUUAAGGAGGCCAACAUUUUGAAAGACAAGGUUGUCAAACCUAAUAAUUCUGAAAUAAAUUUUAAAUCUAGUGAAUCUCUUCAGUCUGUGACUAAUAAAAUUCAAGAGCCUAUUAAGGAAAUUAAUCUUCUGAGGGAGGAAGAACAUGUUUGUCUGCCUGAUAAGAGCGAUGAGCCUGACGGAUCCCAAAUAAUGUACGUUUCAAAUAAGCCUCUUCAGUCGGUAAUGGAGCAGCCACAAAUUUUGGAAGAAGAAUGUGCCAAUUUGGAACUUAAAAGCAGUGAUCCUUGUAGUCCUGAAACAGGUUUUGAUUCCAGUGACCUUUUGCAAUCAGCAGGAGACCAGCCUCAAAAAACUAACGGGGAAACAGAAACAAAUCUCUGGAAGGAAGACCAUAUUUAUCUGGAAAAUAUGAGCUACAAGCUAGGUGAUUUUGAAAUAAAUUGUGAUUCUGGUGUUCCCGUUCAGUUUGUUGCUGAUCCGUCUUCUGUAUCUGCCAAAGAAAUGAACUUAGAAAAGAUGUAUCAUAAUGACUUAGAAGGUAAGGACUAUAGACCCUGCGGGUUUGAAAUGAAAUGUGACUCUGAGAUUCACCUUCAGUCAGAUACCUACCAUCCUUCAUCGGCCCAUGAAGAGACAAACUUUCAGAAAGAAACGCAUCUUAGCAUGGAAGAGAAGCUGAGUGAACCCAGUGAUUCUGGAGUGAUAUGUGAUGCUGAUGUCCCUUUUCAAAUAGUAGUCAACCAAGCGUCAGACAGAGAAGCAAAUCAUCCCGAGGUGUUCCUUGUGGACUUGAUGACCAGUGAUAGUGACUGUGAUUGUGAAGUGGUUUCUCAUCCUCACUUGCUGCAUGACCCAGUUCAUAUGGCUGCCAGAGAACUCAAUUCUGCAAAUGUAGAUUCUAUAAAUGUAAAUGAUUACUGCUAUGACUCUUGUGGUUCUGCUGUUAGACAUGUUUGUAAAGCCCGUUUUCAGCCAGCGAAAAAGCAAUCUAAGGAGAGCUUCAAAAUAAUAAACCGGAAGAAUGACUAUAUUAUUCUGGGAGAUUUAAGCUGUCCGUCUUGUGAUUCUGAAACAGACUGUGAUGGUGACACUUCACCAUCCAUGACUUACUACUCACAAAGACCUGAUAAGAAACCGGUCAGAUCUAGUGGUUCCAGAAGAAAUUCUGCCAUGAAAGGCACUUCUCAGCCUAUGACUCACCAAACGCAGAGAGCUCACCAGGAAAUGAAACUUGGGAAAGAUCAGAAUAAUGUCGACCUGAUGGAUCAGCGCUGUGCAUCUGGCAAUUGGGCAGUUGCGUGGGAUGGCUCUGCUGAGUCAGUGGCCCAAGGAGUAGCUCCUGGAGAACAACUUUUGCAGUUAAAACAUACCGAUCUAGAAAAGAGAGGGAAAUCUUGUGAUUCUGAGAAGGGUCGUCAACACAGACCUUCCAUUCUGCGCAAACCUGACAAGUCUCAAAAAGCUUUGGGCAAAAAAAAGCCAUUUAAGAAGGUCAGAUUUGACCUGAGAGAAGACAGCCAUGAUUCCCCAUCCAACUCUUUCCCCAUGGCUGGUUCUAAAAGGAAGCCAGAAAAAGCAGAAGAGGUUGUUGAAGAUGAUCCUAAUGAGCCAGUUCUUGAAGCCUUGCCCAAUAUGCCUCCCUCAUUUGUAGGGAAAACAUGGUCUCAAAUAAUAAGAGAAAAUGACCGUAAGGUUGAUGCCCUUGUGAAGGAAUUUAGGGAAGGUCGUUUCCACUGUUACUUUAAUGAUGAUUCGGAGCCCCCCAAAGACUGUUUGAAUAAAGGAAAAAAAGCCACCCAGCCUGACCUUAAUCAGGAUACUGCCUCACUUCAAACUCUGUCAGAUGACAUAGCAGGCAGUUUUUCUGGUUUUUCAGAGAGCGAUGACUUCUCUGUGGACUUGGAUAGCCUAGGCUUUCAUUAUGCUCUAGCACAGCAGUUUCCCAACCACUUGUGGCAUUUGACUUGUCGAUGCCGAUCAGUGAAAGUAAGCCAUGCAACCCAGACCAAUUUUGCAAAUAACCAAGCGAACAAAAGGAAAAGUGACAGUUCAGAGGAAGAAUCACCAGAAAGGAAGCAUUUUCAGGAUGACAGCAACACAGCCACUGUCCAAGGCAGCACUGAUGAAUUUCCUGAGUCAAGUCCUACCCAUUCAGAUCCUACAACAGCCUUAGUCCACUCUCCUUCAUCUCUAAAUGCAGAAUCCAAGGAUGGGGAAUCCUCCGAGCUUUGCAGCAUGGUAGCCAAGGGUUGUGAUAAUAUGCCGUGUAUGUGCAAGUGGGAACAGCAUGCCUUUCAUUGCAAUGACCCCUUCCUAAAGCAACCUGUGACUGAUAACGAUGAUGAUAUGCAAUGUUGUGCUUCAACAUCUGCCAUGGCAAGAUAUGAAUUAAAGUCAUAUCAAAGGAACAUCAAAUCUUCGAUUCUAAAGGCAAGUCGCUUCCAGCUAACUGCCCAAGUCUUUCCCAAAUCAGGUAGACGUGAGUUUUCAGAAAGUAAAAGGAAAAGUCAGGGCAAGAAGGUAGCAGCUAGUAAUAAGAUCAGUUUUCUCCAAAAGGUUUAUAAAUCAGUUACUCUGCCUCAGAAAAGCAGACCAGUUUCAGCGAAACAGUCAGUUUGGAUCCGGACCAAACCAAAUGAUAUCAUUAGGAAGUACAUUUUGAGGUACUCCAUUUUUAUGCGUCGUAAAUACCAAUCUAGGGCCACUUUUGUUGCAAUGCUUUUCAGAAAGAAGCAGUCUGUUGUGAAUAGGCUAGAGAGAGAGGAGAGACCUACUGAGAUGCUCUUGGGUGCUUCAUCUCUGCCAAAUGGUGCUGAGGAGCAGUUACGAGUCAUACCAGGUCCUCCGAAGCAGCCUGUGCAGGCUUCUCCCAGCAGGGCAGGGAGAAAGAGAAAGGGCCUCACACGUUGCCGCCGCAGAAGGAAAAAGUCCGGUAUUGCUAGACCCUAUGAGUUGAGAAGUGUGUGCACCAUACCCGAUUCUGGUAGAAUGGUGACUCGGCAAUCCAACAAAUCGAGAACUAAUGAGGUCAAACUGAAGUUUACAUGUUAAUUGAGGAUUCAGUACUUUAAUCUAAAUAUAUCUGGUAUUUAGUACUCAUAGCUUUCCCAGCUUUUUUGGGAAAACCUUGAAUAUUUUGCUAUAGAUUUUAUUUUUCAGAACUUUUAUAUUCAUUUAAAAUUAGUGUUUAGGGUCCUUUUCUUUAAGAUUCAAAAUUAACUUCUGUCCAACAUUUUCUGUAGAAGAUCUUUAUCUUAAUUUGUUGUUAAUUUGGCAAAGUAUAUAGAAUUUUUGUUCAUCAAAUCCUGUCUUAUUUUUUAUGACAAUCAUUCUCAUACCAGCAAGUUAUAACAUUAUGAGAAUGAAGAUAGUAAAGCUAUGAAUGCUUUUAUUUUUAAAGAUCAGAACAAAUGCAUAUGUACUUACAUUCUGUGUUUCAGAGUGGAAUUGUCAAUAUAGUAUUCUAACUGGAUGAUUAAAUAUAGGACACUAUAAUGAAUUAACCUUUGGGUGAGGUUGACUUGAAAGAUCAAACCUAAAAUAGAAUUUGUCCUUCUCUUUUAAAAGAAAAUGUGAUUUCCACGAUCUUUAAUCGAAUUUUAAAAAAAGUGCCUGGUGACUAUAUAAACACAACACAGAUUCCUCCUGCUUCUUUAAACUGGGUUUACAAGUCUUUUAACUUUCCACAAACGUGUACAUACACAUCUUGGUAGACUUUUCUUUAGCAUCAUUAGAUCAUAGGGGGAAAAUGAUAGUUGUCGGUGCGGUUAGGUCUUUUUAAUUGUCUUUACUACCUUUUACUUGAAGAAUUGUUGGUUUAAUAUGAAAAAUCCAUAUUAUUUUAUACCAUUAUCUCUUAAAAAUGUUUUUGACAUCACUGUAUGCAUUGUUUAAGUGCUCCAUCUGAAAUUACUGAUUUAAUAAAAUUAUUUGAACAGCUCAUUUUUUUUUUUUUUGCAAAGUCAUGUAGUAUUUCAAAAAGUGGAAUAAAACUGAGCACCUAAGUGGAGGCUUAUUUUGCAAGUGGAAAAUCUUGAUUUGCCUUGAACUUGUCAAUUUCAAUAAUUCAAAUAAAAGAUGUUAAGAUACCCAGUUUGCAUCUGGGAUACUCGAAAUAUCUUCAGAUCCUUUAUUGGUAGACACUGGUUGAACUAAUACAGAUGAUCUCCUUACCCUGGUAAGCCAAAAUCUUGGCUCUUUUUCUGUCAUCAAUGUUAAAGCAAAACGUGAAUUUCAACUCUAUUGUGUGACUAACAUGUUUUAUCGAAACUACAGUCAGUGUUAAGAUGUAUCUUGAUUUAAGAGGUUAAAAAAACGUGUUACCUUAAAAUUAAUGAAUAUAGUGUAAUGGUUUGCUUAUGAAUGUGAUUUUAUUUUAGGGGCCGUUAUUUAACCUGUGGGUGUGCUAUGAUGGUGUUGUGUUGUAAUUUCUUCUAAAUUUAAGCAGUAAUUACAGUGAAAAAAUGAGCAAGUGCUUAUAUUUUUAGUUGCAAAAGAACGCAUAUAGCAUUUCCUUCAACCAUAUUUCCAUUUGCUUAAAAUAUCACUGUGGGCUACUAGUCCAGAAUAAUCCUCCCAUUUUAGUUUAAGAAGAAAGCUCUGUCCCACUGAUCAGGAAGUAAACAACUAGUUCUGUAAAAUAUUCUACUUGUGGUUAUUGAUGUCUUUUUUUUCCUGUUGAAUAAACCAUAUAAUUCCCUCAGGUACCAUGAGGGAACUUCAAGAAGUUCUUGGAAAACAGAUUAUAAGAUAAGAUUAUUUUGGUGCAAAAAAAUUUUGAGAUCCAGUUUUUUCAUAGUAAACAUUUUCCAUGACCUUUUGGAAGAUCUCUUAUAUUAAUAGACACACUGCAGUGUAGGUUUAAAAACAAGACUUUAUUUGAAAAUAAUUCUGUAAAUAUAUCACAUCUGCUGUGAUCACAUCAUGCACAGUUGACAGUUCUAACUAUCCAAGUGAUCAAGAUUUAAAUGUAGAAAACCGUGACAACAUUUUUCACAUUGGGAGCUCUUCUAAGUCUCAUUUUCAGGGUGACAGAUUUAUAUUUACAGUCUACAUUAUUGAAAAUAUUAAAUCAUAAUAUGGGACUAAUGAUAUUGGUUAACAUGGAAAUGCUAUGCUAAGUUCUUAUAGCCAUUACAUUAGGAAAGCUUGAAAAUUUGAAAAUAAGUUGGAAGGAAUUACUUUCAGAGUUUGAUAGUAUACAGGAUGUGCCCCUUUGUCUAAAUAAAUGUUGGUUUAAUUUGCAGAUUAGAUAAAACAAUUGGUGUUUUUGUGUGCUCAAGAAUGCAUCAUAUUGUUUUAAUAGUAAAAAGUCAAAUUAUAAUCAUAAUGAGUAUUUUAUUAACCUUGUCCAUGUUUGGUAUUUUGCAUAGGUUUUUAUUGUAGUUGUCCUGAGUUCUAGAGUAUGUGAAACAAUAUUGUGCAGAGUGUGUUUUUGGCAUUUGUGCAUUUAAAUUAUUUAUGUAACUAGGGCUCUGAGUAGCACUUUUUUUUUGCUUAAAGAAAAAUUAUAUUUAAAUAUUCAAAUAAUUAUAUAUUUCCAUGUAAAACUAAUGUGAAGCUUAAUGUAUUUUUUAUAAUGCGAUUUAAAUGGUAAACUUGUUUUUGAGGUUAUCAAGAUAAAGCUUAUUAAACAUUGA